This is a messenger RNA of Pocillopora verrucosa, 1008 nucleotides long. The record is from RefSeq and is a predicted model, not a curated record. NCBI's taxonomy places the organism in Eukaryota, Metazoa, Cnidaria, Anthozoa, Scleractinia, Pocilloporidae.
AUGGCGCAAGCAAACCUAUCUUAUGAUGCCGGAAAACAAACAGAAACGUAUGCACAAUUACGAUGCGUGGAAGGAAGGAUAGAUGAGAUACACACUCAAAUAAUAAUGAUCUCAUCGAUCAACAUUUUUCUGUCCAUUACUGCAUUUCUUGGCAACAACCUGAUCCUAGUUGCCCUUCAUAAGGACUCUUCCCUUCAUCCGCCAUCCAUACUUAUGUAUCGUUGUCUGGCAACAACUGAUCUCUGUGUUGGUUUGAUCUUAGAACCUGCCGCCGUUAUUUAUUGGUUGUCCUUGGUUCACGAAGAUUGGAAUCUUUGUUUGUAUGCGGCGACUACUUAUUUUAUAACAGGUUAUACUCUGUCAUCAGUCUCUCUCUUUACAAUUACCACAAUAAGUGUGGACAGACUUCUCGCCCUGCUGUUGGGGCUGAGAUACAGACAAGUUGUGACUUUGAAACGAAUAUAUUUGCUUCUUACCAUAUUUUGGACUUUUUCGAUCCUUGCUAGCACAUCGUACUUUAUACAUCCCCACAUAGCUGUCUUGUGUAGCUACAUUUGUAUUCCACUUUGUCUGGUAACAGCAACGUUCUCGUACACAAAGAUUUUCCACCGUCUCCAUAACAUCCCAAAGUGUGCUCCAUCACAACAAGGUAUCCAACGGCCAAGGCAACCAGCUCCUCUGAACCUGACUCGAUACAGAAAGGCAGUGUACAAUGCACUGUGGGUGCAGUUGGCAUUGGUCGUUUGUUAUUUACCAUAUAUCAUAGUCAUAGCAGCUGUGGAUAGAGGAAGGCCUCCAUCUAACUCUACAUUUGUUGUCUUUCAAUGUGUUGAGACCUUAGUUUUCUUAAACUCCUCGUUGAACCCGUUUCUAUACUCUUGGAGGAUUGCUAAAGUGAGAAAAGCAGUAAAGGAGACAAUCAGACAAGCACUUUGCUGUCCAUGGAAUUGAAUGUUGUCUUUGAACAAGUCCUGAAACUGGUACCGUUAAAAAGGCAAGCUUUAAAGA